AUGAUGCUUGUUCAGCUUCUUGGCGUGGACCCUUUUGCUGGAGUUCCACACGGGAAUGGAGAGAAUAUCCCAGCCAGGUUGUCUCAGUUCCCGAAAUCCAACCUUCUCCCUCCCCCAAGAUCCCGCCAGAAGUACUGUUUCAGCCAGUCCAAGGUCUCAACGCACAGAGUCAAACUGAGACCAGGAAAAAGUGCUUGGAGUUUCACUUCCCCGCCUCUCCCCUGUCUGUCGCAAAGGCUGGCUCUGGAUGUGACUUCCACCUGCAGGGCCUGGGGGAUCUGUAUACGGAGAACUAGACAAACCGUUUCGGGAGCGACUCGAGUGGUCCGGACAGCUCCCCCGACCGCGGAGCCUCUGAUCAGAAGGCCGAUCUGUCAGCGGAAGCCGCCGCCCGUCAGCUCUCUAUGUAUUCGAGCCGCCCGGAGACAGCUUACCGCUGGUGGUCGCCGCCGCCGCCUGAAUCUCUUUUAAAGCAGCAGGGACACUUGCCACUUCCCCCCGUGGUCGGCUGCGGCAAGUGCCAAGACGGCGCCCCCCGGGUCAGGGGCUUCCAGUGGCACACGAACUGCAUCGAGGCCCCACUGUCGCGGCUGUUCGGCGGGCUGGGGCGCUGCGUGGCCAGGUACCCCUGGCUCUUCCUGCUGUCGUCGCUCUUGCUGUCGGCCGGCCUGGGAACUGGCUUUAUGUUCCUGGAGCAACGCAAAACGGACGACAUCGAGGAGCAGUUCACGCCAGUUGGGGGCCCGGCCAAGGGAGAGAGGAGUCUGGCCCAGAAGUAUUUCCCCACCAAUGACUCGGAGAGCUUUUCGGCGUCGAGGCUCACAACCGAGGGCACGUUCGCCUCGCUCCUGCUGGUCUCCACGUCGGACUCGUUGCUGACAUCAACGACUUGGAUGCAGAUCCGACGGCUGGACAACUUCGUGAGGAACAUCAGUACAACGGAUGCAGACGGGUUCUCCACCUACAAGAAUCUGUGCGCCCAGACUCUCUCCGGGUGCAGUCUCUCCAACCCGCUUCUGGAAUUUCAGGUUCUCCCCAGUAAACUUACUUUCCCCUUCAUGGUAAACGGCCCGGUUUCAGUCUUUCUGGGCAACUCGGUCGGGGGCGUGCAACUCGGGCCCGGGCUGGCCCCGAACAGGAUCCUGGAGAAGGCGAAGGCUCUGAAGCUGAUAUACUACCUGCGCGAAGACUCAGAGCAGGAUCGCCAAAAGAGCCGGGAAUGGCUGAGAACUUUCCUCCGGAUCAUGGGGUCCGAGCUGCGGAACCAGAAGCAGGAGAACUUGGAGGUAUCCUACUUUACAUCGCUAUCCAGGCAGCAGGAAUUCGAAGGAAAUGUGAAGGAAGUAAUUCCAUUGUUUUCUGUCUCCUACUUUCUCAUCAUAUUCUUUUCAAUUGUCUCAUGUUACAGGAUGAACCACAUAAUCAGCAAAAUGUGGGUGGCAGCAUUUGGAGUCAUUUCGGCUGGUUUAGCAGUACUGAGUAGCUUUGGUCUUUUGCUGCAUUGUGGAAUACCAUUUGUUGUCACAGUUUCCAAUGCACCAUUUCUUAUUCUAGGAGUUGGUGUUGAUGACACGUUUAUCAUGAUUUCUGCCUGGCAGAAGACCAAACUCAUACAUAGUAUUGAACAGAGGCUGGCUGACACCUAUGCAGAGGCUGCUGUGUCCAUCACAAUCACCACGUUGACUGAUGUCCUCGCUUUCUAUAUUGGCUUCAUGACCCCUUUCAAAUCCGUGCAGGCCUUUUGUAUUUACACAGGAACAACCUUCCUUUUUUGUUUUUUAUAUAACAUUACCUGUUUUGGAGCAUUUCUUGCCCUCAAUGGUAAAGUUGAAGUCUAUCUGAACCAAUUUGUCUUUCAGCAGAAACAGGAAAAAAAUUCCUGUGCAAAAAAGAUUCUCUGUAGAAAAGGCUUUUAUAUCUCACCAAAUGGUGAAGAAGAAACCCAUGCAAUGAAUAUAUUCUUUAGGAAGUAUUAUGGCCCCUUGCUCACCAAAAAAGUGUCUAAGCUCUUUGUGGUACUGCUCUAUGCUGGCUACCUAGCUGCUAGUAUUUAUGGGUGUUUCCAAAUCCAGGAAGGUAUAGACCUUCGAAACCUAGCCAAUGAUAACUCCUAUGUCAUUCCUUAUUAUUCUAAGGAAAAGGAAUAUUUUUCAGAAUUUGGUCCCAGGGUUAUGGUUUUAGUUACUAAAUCUGUUUCAUAUUGGGAUGAGCUCACUAGAUACGAGUUGAACGAUUGUUUGAAAUCAUUAGAAAGUAAUGAUUAUGUGAAUGCAACUUUCUCAGAGUCUUGGUUAACGACGUAUGAGGUAUAUUUAACAAUUGUACACCAAAAUAUAAACAAUAGGACUAUAUUUUUAAACUUCAUAGACCCAUUUUUAGAAAAGUUUCCCCAAUUUAAAUGGGAUAUUAAAAUGAAUAGAACUACACAAGAAAUAUUCUCUUCACGCUUCUUCAUUCAGUCAGUAAAUGUUAAUACUUCAGUCUAUGAAAAGAUGAUGUUAAACCAGCUAAGAAACACUGCUGCACAAUGCAGGAUCCCCCUUACAGUGUAUCACCCGGCAUUUAUCUAUUUCGAUCAGUAUGCUGUAAUUGUAGACAACACUAUUCAAAAUGUUGUCGUUGCAGCUGGCGCCAUGUUGAUAAUUUCCUUGUUGUUCAUUCCCAAUCCACUAUGUUCUCUGUGGGUUACCUUUGCUAUUGCCUCUGUGAUUGUAGGUGUGGCAGGUUUCAUGUCCUAUUGGAACGUCAAUCUUGAUUCUAUAUCCAUGAUCAACCUUAUAAUUUGUAUUGGAUUUUCAGUAGACUUUUCUGCUCAUGUGUCCUAUGCAUUUGUUUCCAGUGAUGCUACGAAUGCAAACCAAAAAGCCAUUGAAGCACUGGAUCUUCUGGGCUACCCAGUGGUACAAGGUGCUGCUUCUACCAUAAUAGGGGUGAUUGCCUUAGCUGCAGCAAAUGCUUACAUCUUCAGGACCUUUUUCAAGAUCAUGUUUCUGGUUAUAUUGUUUGGGGCGGCUCAUGGACUCAUCUUCAUUCCAGUGUUUUUAACCUUUUUUGGAAUUUGCAGCAAAGCCCAUGAAAAGACCCCUGACAGAGAUCCUGACUGUCCUUAAUUUCUAUGCUCUUUUGUAAACGAUGUUUUUAGAGGAGUUGACAAUACACAUCUUUUCUUAAUUUGAAAUCCACAUUUCUCAAAUGCACUGUAUUGGGUUGUUUGGGUCAAAAUCCUUCUUUGCUAAGCUUUUAAAUCCAUUAGCAUAAGAUGCAGGUUCUGGCUAGGUUAAAUGACUUACUCUUACAACAAUAUCCCCUAACACUCCACUCCUCAAUUCCACUAAUGUACUUUUCCUUCCUUCCCUCUAUAAUUAUACCAUCUGUGGUAAGUGUAGGGUUCUCCUUUCCAAACCCAUGCAGUUUAUGCUCAUUUUCUCUAAUCAACUUUGAGACUUGAUUAGUUCAGGAGAUUAAUGACUCAAACUAUUGAUUGCUUCUUGGUUUUCUGAGUCCAAAAAUUGCUAGAAUGAGCUUCAGUCUUGCUCUAACAUUUGUUAAUGGUCUACAAUGAGCAAAUAUGGAACUUUGCUCAUCUGAAUAACUCAGGAUGACCUUAUUGCCUUUUUUUGUUGACUUUUAUUCUCCUGCUAUUCUCAAAUAUGUGGAAACUGAGUCAAAUUUGUAAAGAUACAAGUCAUUUCCCAGUUAAUAAUGGUCAAAGGAUAUGAACAGA
Messenger RNA from Sarcophilus harrisii (Tasmanian devil), 3724 nucleotides. RefSeq names its product patched domain containing 3 (gene PTCHD3). The record is from RefSeq and is a predicted model, not a curated record. Gene Ontology annotation, cellular component: membrane. NCBI's taxonomy places the organism in Eukaryota, Metazoa, Chordata, Mammalia, Dasyuromorphia, Dasyuridae. Bases 405 to 3110 code for a protein of 901 amino acids. The transcript is spliced from 4 exons.